Tripterygium wilfordii is the source of this 1779-nucleotide messenger RNA. Its product is annotated as ribose-phosphate pyrophosphokinase 1-like. The coding region runs from base 268 to 1494 and encodes 408 amino acids. Gene Ontology annotation, molecular function: magnesium ion binding; ribose phosphate diphosphokinase activity. Gene Ontology annotation, biological process: ribonucleoside monophosphate biosynthetic process; 5-phosphoribose 1-diphosphate biosynthetic process; purine nucleotide biosynthetic process. Gene Ontology annotation, cellular component: ribose phosphate diphosphokinase complex; cytoplasm. Lineage: Eukaryota; Viridiplantae; Streptophyta; Magnoliopsida; Celastrales; Celastraceae. The record is from RefSeq and is a predicted model, not a curated record. The transcript is spliced from 8 exons.
UCCGCCAAACCUAUCUCUCCAUUAACGGUCCAAAUUCAUAUUCUGAAACAUAGAAAGCAGGUAAACGGCGACGUUUUAUGGUGGUGUUUUUCCACCGACUGUCGUCGAAGGAAAAAGAAGCAAGAAACGGCACGGAGAGCAGCACCUACCUCCUCCACCGUUGUUUAAAAGGCAAGAGGAGAGAAAGAGAGAGAGAGAACUCGGCCUCUCAAAUCCCUCUCAGACACCAUAACCAACCAAACCCUGUGCAUUCAAUUGUGAGGGAAAAUGGCUUCAGUAGCUCUGUCUUCUCCUUCGCAAGCGCACCAGGCGUCGUCGUUUCUGUCGUCGUCUUCUUCGUCGCUCUUCUCUCGUUCCUCACUCUGCUUCAAGGGCUUGGCUUCCGGUGCCUCUCGCUCACGAACUUUCGCUCAAAAUAGCGUGAAAUGUGAUAUGCAAGAGCCAUUGAAUAUUGGCAAUGGGAAGCCAAGUAUUCCCAUCCUUAAUGAACGAACUUUUCCCAAGUUCUUGGAGACAGCACGCAUGGAAAAGACAGUUAACAGAACGAAUAGUACGAGGCUGAAAUUGUUUACUGGCACGGCAAACUCUGCUCUUUCUCAGGAAAUUGCUUGGUACAUGGGUCUGGAACUUGGAAAGAGAAACAUAAAGCGAUUUGCUGACGGUGAAAUCUAUGUUCAGCUGCAAGAAAGCGUUAGGGGAUGUGAUGUUUUUUUGUUGCAGCCUACCUGCCCUCCAGCAAACGAGAAUCUUAUGGAGCUUUUGGUAAUGGUUGAUGCUUGUCGGAGAGCAUCGGCAAAGAAUAUUACUGUUGUGAUUCCAUAUUUUGGAUAUGCAAGAGCAGACAGAAAGACUCAAGGCCGUGAGUCAAUUGCGGCCAAACUUGUUGCAAACCUUAUCACAGAAGCAGGUGCAAACCGUGUUCUUGCUUGUGAUAUUCAUUCUGGUCAGUCAAUGGGUUACUUCGAUAUUCCAGUUGAUCAUGUAUAUUGUCAGCCUGUAAUUCUUGAUUAUCUUGCCAGCAAGUCCAUUGCUUCCAAUGACUUGGUGGUAGUUUCGCCUGAUGUUGGUGGAGUGGCAAGAGCACGUGCUUUUGCUAAAAAAUUAUCUGAUGCACCCUUGGCGAUUGUGGAUAAAAGGCGACAUGGUCAUAAUGUCGCAGAGGUGAUGAACCUUAUUGGUGAUGUUAAAGGAAAGGUUGCUGUUAUGCUGGACGACAUGAUCGACACUGCCGGGACUAUCGCAAAAGGAGCAGAACUUUUACAUAAAGAAAGGGCCAGGGAAGUGUAUGCAUGCUGCACCCAUGCUGUUUUCAGCCCUCCAGCAAUUGAAAGGCUAUCAAGUGGCCUGUUUCAAGAAGUGAUAAUUACGAACACAAUCCCAGUAGCGGAGAAGAAUUACUUUCCCCAGUUGACUGUUCUUUCAGUAGCAAACCUUUUGGGAGAGACCAUAUGGCGCGUUCAUGACGACUGUUCUGUCAGCAGCAUUUUUCAGUGAAAUUCCAUUCGAAUUUAUUCCUCAUAAUUGAUUCAUGGGCACCCUUUGGUUGCUCCUCAAGCGGAGAAGGGGAUUCGGAGUAGGCCUUAGUUUUUGUUUUAAUUGAGUCCAUUAUUUCAUCAUUAUCUUGACAGCCUACAGCCCAACACUUCUGGGAUUUUACUAUAUGAAUUCAUAAGGAGAACUCGUUGGAAUUCAUUACUUUGGUUCAUUAGUUUAAAGAGAAAGAAGAGGGAAAGAGAAAUUUUAGUAGAUAAUUACUUGUUCUAUUGUUCUCCCUUUCAA